Messenger RNA from Prunus armeniaca (apricot), 1914 nucleotides. NCBI's taxonomy places the organism in Eukaryota, Viridiplantae, Streptophyta, Magnoliopsida, Rosales, Rosaceae. The record is from the annotation of a GenBank genome assembly.
AUGGCUAAUGCAUUCUUCCCCUUCACACCGUUUGAUUUCGGUGUCCUAGGUGGUUUGACCCCCCAGCUUGAAGAUUAUGAGAAAGAUCAGGAAGUGGCCUUCAAAGUGAAACCAGGGCAUUUGUUUGCCAUAGAAGAAUUGGGGUUGGGAGAGGUGGAUAGUGCUCUUUCUUCUGAACAUGGUUUCUAUCAAGAAGACUGUAAGGCCAAUAAAGGAGGACUAUCAUCCCAUUUCUCCAAAGAUCCCAAGCCAACUUAUGCACUUUCGGAUAAUUUCAACUUUGAUAUCGUUUCUUCUGAACAUGGUUUCCACCAAUCUAACAAGUCCGAGAAAGGACUAGCUCAUUUGUCCGAAGAUCAAGACCACCGCCAUUACCAACAACACCACCAUUACCAGCAGCAACAACCCAAGUCAAAUUUGGAUAAUUUCAACUUUGAUUUUGCCUUCCCACCAGCACAACCAAUCCAGGAUGGCACUCACCAGCUUACAUACAACCAAUUCGGAGGCUCAGACAUUGCAGAAACCAACAAACACUUGCCCCAUCAAUCUUCCUUAGCAGUAUUGGAGCUCCUCAACAGCUAUGGUAGCGCGUUCAAGAAGUUGAGGGGAGAAAGAACAAGCAGCGACACAGGAAAUGAAGCUGAAGCCUCCUCCUAUGUGGGACCGCAAAAAUUGUCAACCGAAGAGAUCAUGAGGGUUGCUGGAGCAAGGUAUGUGCAAUUCUCUAAUCAGGGGUAUGGUGACUUUUACCCUCUGCACCCUUUUGGCUACGCUCUUACGGGUCUGUCCGAAGAAGAAACAAAGGAUGCGGAACUUGCUCACAUACUUUUAGCUGCAGCAGAGAAGGUAGGCUACCAACAAUUUGAACGCGCAAACAGACUGCUUCUUCGUUGUGAAUGGAUUGCAUCCUUCAAAGGCAACCCUAUUCAGAGGGUCGUCUUCUACUUUGCUGAGGCACUUCGGGAGAGGAUCGAAAGAGAAACAGGAAGCAUCCCAUCUAAGGCAGAAGAAAUGUCUAUAUCUGGUCAUGGACUGAGCACAAACCUCACAUACCUUGCAUACCACCAAGAAGUCCCUUUCCAUUCCGUAAUGCAGUUCACUGGGAUCCAAGCCAUAAUCGAAAGUGUUGCCUUGGGGAGUAAGGUUCAUUUGAUAGAUCUCGAGAUCAGGAGUGGAGUGCAAUGGACAGGGCUGAUGGAAUCACUUGCAGAACGAGAGGAAUGUCCAGUUGAGCUUCUCACAAUAACUGCUGUGGGAGUAGCAGGCAAGCAGAAGAUAGAGGAGACAGGAAAGAGGCUAACAAGCGUUGCCGAGUCCCUGAACAUACCCUUUCAGUUUAAGGCAGUGAUUAUUUCAGCCAUGGAAGAUAUCAAAGACCAACUGUUUGAUGUUGAAGAUGAUGAAGCCGUGGCUGUAUACGCACCGUUAAUACUGAGGACAAUGAUUUCAAGGCCUAGUUGCUUGGAAAAUUUGAUGAGGGUGAUGAGAAAUCUCACCCCUUGUAUAAUGGUGGUGAUUGAAGUGGAAGCUAACCACAACUCACCGUCAUUUGUGAACCGCUUCAUCGAUGCGCUGUUUUAUUACAGUGCGUUUUUCGACUGCCUUGAGACUUGCAUGAAACAGGAGUAUAGAGUGCUGACGGAAGACUUGUUCCGGGAGGGCAUCCGAAACAUUGUAGCGGCAGAGGGGAGUGAAAGGGUUGCUCGAAGUGUGAAAAUGGAUGUGUGGAGAGCCUUCUUUGCAAGGUUCGGAAUGGUGGAAAUGAACUUUAGUAAUGCAUCUUUGUAUCAAGCUAGUUUAGUGGCUAAAAGGUUUGGUUGUCCUUCUUGCACACUUGAUAGGAAUGGCAAAUGUCUCAUUGUUGGGUGGAAGGGAACCCCAAUUCAUUCCGUUUCAGCUUGGAAGUUCCGUUGA